CCCACUUUUGAUUAUAUAUGAUUAAUCCCACCUUUACACCCCAUUCUAUUUCAUUAGGCCAAACCGGUCACCUACCUCCAAUAGCAAGUUACCUUGCCAUGUGUCAUACUAUGAUUCGUCCAAAUAUUAGGAUUUAAUUUUUAUUUUUCAAAUUAUUUUCAAUCAAUAAUUAUUUUUUAUUUUUUUUUAGUUUUCCCCUUUCCUUCCAUCUCCAUCCUUUUCCUUCACCUUCAUCAAUGGCUGCUCUCUUCCCCUCCACCACCACCUCCCCCUUCCCUCCCUUAUCCUAGCAGCUAUUCCCUCCCUUUUUCCAGCAGGCCCCCUCCCCUUACCACCCUUUCCCGGCAGUCCCCCUCCCUUCCCGACUGCCCGUCAUCCUCCCUCUUCCCCUCCCCCGUCCCCAACAUUUUUCUUCCACCUUUAGAUCGAAUUUUUGACCACUCCUCCCCCUUCUUAUCCCUCUCCAUUUCUCCAACCACCUUCCCUCUUCUUGAAUUCCCAACCCAAAAACCCCAACCCAUAACCCAAAGAAACCCCCAGCCCGAUCCCUAACCAAGAAACCCCCCACCCCCUCUCGAAAUAAAUUAAACCAAAAUAGGAGGGGAAGUGCGAUUCUACCAUAGAAGGGGAAGGGCGCGGGAAGAAGAGGGAGUGGUUGUAAACUGGAUGAGUAAGGGUGGCAGGGGGAGGGACGGUCGAGGGUGGCCGGAGAAGGGGGUGGUAGGGGAUGCUUUUUAUUUUUUUAAUCCAUUAUCUUUGUUAAAAGUUGUAAAAGAAAAAAAAAAUUACCUAAAGAAUAGGUUAUCGGUCACUUUGGCCUAAUGAAAUAGAAUGGGGUGUAGAGGUGGGAUUAUUUAUGUAUAAUUAGAAGGUAAGAUUAAUAGAAAAAGACUAGUGAAAGGUUGGAUUAUUAAAAUCAAUUUUUUUUUUUUUAAACAAAUUUGCCUUUAGUUUGACUUAAAACCUAAAUUUUCUCCAAUAGUCCAAUUUCCGCAACAAAAAAAAAAAAAUUAAUAAUAAUAAUAAUAAAGGGAAAAUAAAAAAAAAAUCUCAGUUUUCCCUCCAAUACCAAAAAACAGCGCAUCUCUAUUCCUCAUUUCAUUUUUGUUUCCCCAAAUUCUUCCGAUUCUCACCUUCUUCAAUUCAUCUAGAACCCUAAUUUUCUCGAAUAAUUAUACCCUAAUUUGUUCAAUUUCUUCUUCCUUUCACUAUACUCUUUUAUUACGAUUCUUCUUCAUUGAUUUCUACAUAAUAUACUUUACUCUGUGUGAAAUUCCUCACUGUUUCUCGCAAUUUCACAAUUUCCCCAAAUUGCUGGAGUUAGGGUUUCAAUAAAUGCUGAGAUUUUAUUGCAAUUCCAAUUUUAUUUGGGGAUAAUUUCCUUCUGCUUAUUAUGCUCAGGAUAAGCAGAAGUUAACCCUCUUUUUUAGGGUUUUUCUCUCUCCAUUGAAUUAUUACUAGUCAUUAUUCUUUGACGAAUUUUGUUUGAUACUAUACUUGGUGCUUUCUGAUCAGGUUUGGCACAUCUUCUACUUACAAUCAUCUUCUACUUACAAUCAUAGUGUUUAUGGAAUAUGGAUGUUAGUUUAAUUUAGUUUAGUUUAAUAUGGAAUAUAGUCAUUAUUUUCAUUAUUUCUUCCUACGCUUCAUUCCUUGGUCCUAAUAUAAGGCUCUGUUAUUUGUAAUUAAUUGUUUUCUUUCAUCCUAUUAGUCAGUGGAGAGAGAAGCUAGUUUGUGAACAUGAAGCAUUGUGCUUUCUUGCUGUUUGUUCUUGUGACAUAGUUAAGACUUGAGAGUAACUAAAAUAUGUCGCUUUACUUGUUUGAUAUUAUGAGCUUACUCAUGCAGCGGACAAAAAUCAUAUCAGAUUUGCUUAUAUCUUUUUCAAAAGCUGAGAGAGAAGAAGCAAGGAUGAAAGUGCGCCAAGAUUCAUUGAGACUCGGCAAUGUCGGAGUGAUAAGUGAAUGCUGCAUUGAAGGCGACCGUCUUUUCCGUCUUCUCAAUUCCCUCCAAAGGGAAAUCGAAUCAGAAUUACAGUCCAAUAAAAUCUUACCUGAGAAGUUGUGGUUCAAGCAAAACUUUGCUGUUGGGAUCAAUGAAGUGACGCGACUGCUUGAACGAAUGGCUCCAUCUAGCGAUGAUGCUGCCUUCGCUGCUGCUCAAAAAGGAUCUGGGGGCCGUCCUCCAUGUUCCUCUUUCACUAAACUUCAGGCUGUGCUGGUAGCAUCAGACUGCAACUCGAGAUGGCUCACUAAGCAUCUGCCAAGCUUGGCCUCUUCCAGAGACAUACCAAUUAUCCAUGUUAAAGAUAAUAAAGAAGGUUCUCUGAGACUGGGUGAAGUUGUCAAGGUGAAAACAGCUGUUGUUCUUGGAGUUAAGGUUAAAGGAAGUAGUAUCAACCAACUUCUUGAAGAAGUUCUUCAUGACAAGUCAAUAGAACUGAAUGCAUAGACUCCACGGCCAAUGUGUCUUGUCAAUUGUAUGCAGAUUGGAGACAACUUAAUCUCUUGAAUCAUGUAGGAGACCAUGGCCUUUAACACAUACAUCCAACUAAGAACGCAUCAUGAGCUCAAACAGCAGCUGCCUCUGCGCAAGGGGUGCAAGGGGCAUGUUUUAGCGGGGCUGUAGGAGGCCAAUUUUCAAGGAUUGGACAACUUUUGUACAAGUUGAGCAUGUUUUAUGUUGUCUAAUUCCUUUAGUCAUUCUCAGGAAAAACAAGUAUUUGUAAAUGUGAUUAAAUACAUUAUCCACUGUACUGGGAUAGUUUGCUGCCUUGUUAAGGAGGGAUAAUGGAUCAUUAGGUCAUAUAGGGCUUUGGACAUUUUAAUCCAAAACAGGUGUUGGUCCACCUUUGAGUUUCUUCCUUGCAUAUUUUCUUAUGGACCAAAACACGAUGAAAUUGGGGUGGAACCCUCAAAUGUUGGAAUAAAAAGUCCAAUGGGCGAUUUGGUUCUA
Chenopodium quinoa (quinoa) is the source of this 2955-nucleotide messenger RNA. RefSeq lists its product as uncharacterized. The record is from RefSeq and is a predicted model, not a curated record. The transcript has 6 exons. The coding region runs from base 1807 to 2451 and encodes 214 amino acids. Lineage: Eukaryota; Viridiplantae; Streptophyta; Magnoliopsida; Caryophyllales; Amaranthaceae.